This is a messenger RNA of Acanthocheilonema viteae, 642 nucleotides long. The record is from the annotation of a GenBank genome assembly. Lineage: Eukaryota; Metazoa; Nematoda; Chromadorea; Rhabditida; Onchocercidae.
AUGGUCGAAAAUAAUGUACUGCUAAACAAUCCAGCAAUGAUCCGCUUAUAUCAGAUACCGGCACGACACACUGGUAUUGCAAGUCUUUGCAUACAGCUUGUUGGUUUGGUAAUGAGUGCAGCCCUCACGCUAUAUCUAGUGCUUCAUCUGAACGAUAUAAAUAUAACCAGAAACAUUAAACAACAAUCAAAACGACCUGAAGCACCAUAUUCUACAACUUUCAUCAGUACAACGAUGAAUGCAACAGAAAUAAACAAAGACAUGAACCUGACAGAGAAAAUCAUUUGGGAUGGAAAUCUCAUUUCAGACAUGAAUGGAAAUGGUACGAUUGAUGAAACUGGGCUUCAAAUAGACCUUACUGAAUUGAUACAGAUAUCAGCAGGCGUCUAUACUGUUGUUCUUGGAUUUGCUCUAACUUCGAUCAUAUGCGGUUUUGCUCUUGCCUUCAAUAUCGCAUGGUACAGAUAUGUAGUAUACAUGAACGAUAAUGACCAGUGUUUGUGUCUUUCGAUGACCGCACAUUUCUUCAAAUGUCACCGACAACAACGACCAACACAAGGAUAUAGCAUCCCGGAAGCAGUACGACAUUCCAAUUUACCACAUGCUAACGAAUUAGCUGUCCACAAUUUCAGUCGUUUAUAA